AUGGAGAAGGUCGAGAAUGACGCUGCAACUGAUGGCUCCAAGCCCACGUUGGAGAGCCAGAUCUCAGAAGGCGCAGUGGCGCUCUCUAGCGGAUUCUUCGCUCGCGUAAACCAGCGACUUCUCACCUCUAAGCACUUCGAGGCUCGCGGCAUCGAGCGAGUGCCAGUGACGGAGCGGUUAGAGAAAGUUGGUGCCUCUAGCUACAUGCAAAUGACGAUGCUGUGGUUCAGUUCCAACAUAACCGCCAACAACAUGGCGGUUGGCAUGCUUGGACCUCUUGACUAUUCUCUAGGUGUCACGGAUGCAGCGCUAUGCGCGACAUUUGGCGCCAUCUUGGGAGCCAUGGGAGUUGCCUACAUCAGCACGUUUGGCCCAGUUAGCGGGAAUCGCACGAUGGUUUUGGCAAGGUAUUUCAUGGGCUAUUGGCCUAGCAAGAUUUGCACCAUCCUGAACAUUGUGAUUAUGCUGGGUUAUGGCAUGAUCGAUUGUCUUGUUGGGGGACAGAUCCUGUCCGCAGUCGCUGAUGGCCAACUCACCGUCAUUGUCGGCAUCGUCAUAAUUGCCGUUAUCUCUUGGAUUAUCGUACUUUUUGGGAUGUCAAUCUUUCAGACAUACGAAAGAUGGGCAUGGCUUCCGCAGCUCAUUGCAGCCUUUAUCUUGGUCGGUUCUGCUGGCCCUAAAUUUGACACUUCCAUCCAGUCAACUGGGAGUACUUCGACCAUUAAUGGCAACCGUCUCUCUUUUUUCUCCCUUUGCCUGGCCUCGGCCGUGGCCUGGGCCCCCGCAGGAGCGGACUUUUACGUCUACUACCCGGAAAACACCAAGAAAUGGAAGACGUUCGCUAUGACGACCGCGGGCAUCGGUCUGGCGAUAGCUUUUGCCAACCUCUUAGGUGUUGGCCUUGCGUCUGGCACCUUCACUGAGGCAUCAUGGAGCGAUGCUAACCAUGUGUCAUCUGGAGCCCUUGUCGUUGCGGGCUACCAAGGGCUAGGAGGGUUUGGAAAAGUUCUAGGCGUUAUUGUGGCCCUCGGCCUUGUGGCGAACAACAUCCCCGGUACAUAUUCUGCCGCUUUGUGUUUCCAAGUGCUGGGUCGAUACGGUGCGCGAAUACCCAGGUGGAUCCUUUCAUGUGUUGGUGUAAUCAUCUACACUGUAUGUGCUUUGGGUGGGCGCAACAACCUCUAUGACAUCUUUGAGAAUUUUUUAGCUCUGAUGGGCUACUGGGUUACCAUCUUCCUAGUAAUCACUCUGGAAGAACAUUUGAUAUUCCGCAGAACCCGCGGGUUUGACUGGACAGCUUGGUCUGACCCGAAACGGCUGCCGCUGGGUCUUGCCGCGUUCACAGCGUUUGUUAUUGGAUGGAUCGGAGCAAUCCUUUGCAUGUACCAGAUUUAUUAUGUUGGUCCUAUUGCUAAGCUUGCCAGCCCAACUGGCGCUGAUCUUGGCAUUUGGGUUGGCUGUUCAUGGGCUAUGAUAGUAUUUCCCCCUUUGCGCUGGCUAGAGAUUCGUAAUAUUGGUCGGUAA
Messenger RNA from Trichoderma aggressivum f. europaeum, 1524 nucleotides. RefSeq lists its product as uncharacterized. NCBI's taxonomy places the organism in Eukaryota, Fungi, Ascomycota, Sordariomycetes, Hypocreales, Hypocreaceae. The record is from RefSeq and is a predicted model, not a curated record. Gene Ontology annotation, biological process: transmembrane transport. Gene Ontology annotation, molecular function: transmembrane transporter activity. The transcript has 3 exons. Gene Ontology annotation, cellular component: plasma membrane; fungal-type vacuole membrane. Bases 1 to 1524 code for a protein of 507 amino acids.